AUGAAUAACGCAGAUACGAACAGAGAAGAGAAAAGUGAUGUUCAAAUGGCGAGCAGAAUUCGCGCCUGGUGGUGGGUAGAUCUCAAAGAGAAGUUCCAGGGAGACGGAAACAAGCCAAAACUACUGACUCAUCUAACCAAGCGUUUUCUUUCUGAUCACGGUGCGUCUCCUAUUAUCCGCGAAAUAUCAUUCGAAAAGAUGUCACUGUCAACACUGACACCACGCCUUAUUUCACGACAAUGUCUUACCCGUAUCCUUGCUAUACGAAGCGCAAGUGGUAUGAAACUUCAGGGCGAGCAGACAUUGAAAGCCGAUCCAGCCCAAGGAUUCUUCAAGUAUGAACGAGAUAUUUCUCGAGAUAAGCGAUAUGACAACCCCCAGAAACCGGGAGACACUCCACUGAGAUUCAUGUUCCGCAAACUUGGUCAUGCAUAUGAGCUAUAUCCUCUCUAUGUUCUGACUGGUCUCUGGUUUAUCAUGUUCUGCUACGCCAUAUAUUACUCAUUUGAGAAGAUGGAAGUCUGGCUUGAUAGAAGCAAAUCCACCGCCCCUUGGGACUGGGAAAGAAUCCGGGAAAACUACUGGAAGAAGCCUACACUUUUCUUGGACCAGGAUGGAAGGAGCCACAAACGAUUAUCGAUCAUGGAGCAAUUGCAAGACGAAAUGAUCGAAGCCGCCAAGGCACGAGGAACUCGUUAG
Molecule: messenger RNA, 699 nt
Organism: Necator americanus (New World hookworm)
Lineage: Eukaryota; Metazoa; Nematoda; Chromadorea; Rhabditida; Ancylostomatidae
Exons: 9
Coding region: 1-699 (232 amino acids)
Source: RefSeq, a predicted model, not a curated record